Molecule: messenger RNA, 1929 nt
Organism: Fonsecaea erecta
Lineage: Eukaryota; Fungi; Ascomycota; Eurotiomycetes; Chaetothyriales; Herpotrichiellaceae
Exons: 2
Coding region: 1-1929 (642 amino acids)
Molecular function (GO): protein binding
Source: RefSeq, a predicted model, not a curated record
AUGGGACCCUCGAACCUGCCACGACCUCGUCCCCAGCCUAAGUCGGCCUUCAAACGAGUCCAAUCAAAACAGACUCGCGAUGUCGCUUUCGGCCCUCACAAGGACCGCAUCCAAAAGUUGUAUAUCCACGAUGAGCGACCCCUGAACUGGAUCAUGGACUAUAUGAGAAGGGAGUAUGGUAUCAAUCUGUCAGUGAAACAGUACAAGAGUCAGUUGAAGACCUGGGGCCUCAGACACAAACUCACAAAGCGGGAUGCCGCCUUCAUCUUGAGGUUGCUGGACCAAGCCAAGAGCGAGGGCCGCGACGAGGUCGUCAUCUUCUCCGGACACCCUCGACGACGAGAGGACAUCACAAAGUACAUCCAGAGAAAUGACAAAGUUGCCGAUGAAGACGACCUGCUGUCCUGUAUCACCGACGAAGACAGGACCCCCCCUUAUAUCACCUUCCCUGUCGAAGAAGUCCAGCAGCCACCGCCCUCCCACUUGCCGCCAACACCUCCAUCCGCAAGCUCGUUUGGCUCUCUGGAAUCUCAUGCCUUUCGGCCCAUAUCUCCAAUGAAGGUCCCCAUCCCGUCACCAGAGUCAAGCCCUCGACAUUCGGGCGAAUUUUCGUACGAUGCCAAUCAUGCCGCGGGUCCAUCAGAACCCAGAUAUGGUGGUGAUGAAGCAGUGUCUCUCGAGUUGACCUUCGUCCAGGAGCGCGUGUCCGCACAGCAGGCAGUCUUGACCCGCAGCCAGCCAGCCAUCCCGAACAUCCUGGGUCCUUUCUGGCGUGCUCAGCAAGAGCCGAUUCCAUCGAGCUGGUGCGAGUUGUGGGACAGCGAUGAUCCGAGCAAGCAGUGGCCGGCUGACUUUACCAACGCCGUGCUGUCCGCGACACCGGCGGUCGUUGAAGAAAUUAGCGACCUUGAAGUUGACAUCUACCGGUUCGGCGACAAUACUCACAGUCGGCAACUCAAUGACAAGAGUCUGUCGGCGGAAUUCGUCAUGUACUGUCUGUAUUGGUUGAUUUGUGCCGGCCAGAAUGAUGCCCGGAUCCGACCAAAAACCGAAUAUUACUUGACGAAUGCCCUGUUCAACUUCUUGUGCAUGCUCACGAACGAGAGCUUCCCUGCCGGGGAAUGCCUGGGGGCGCUGAGCAUUGUAUCGGUGCUGUUCGACUGCUACGGCCAGUGGGAGAGGCUCUCCGAACUGCUGACCAAAUGCGACGAAUUGACCAAGAACCACUGCGGCCUCGACAACCCAUUGACCAUGACGAUUGAGUUCAAAAAGAACAUGCUCCAACGUGGUGGUGCGGGUUGUCCGCCUCACGAUAUCGCUCGUCUUUCGCUCAUUGUAGCUCAGAUGAAGAUCCGCUUCUCCGAGUCGUCUGCGCCCGCCUUGACGGCCAGGUACAACUUGGCCUGGGCAAUGCUGGAGAACGAGCUGAAAAAGGAAGUGAGGGCUCCUGAGAACUUUGAGCCAGCUCGAAGAGAGCUGCUUGACCUCACCCGUCAGUGGGAGCAAUUUGGAGACGACCGCAUCGAGACCAUCAUGGCCGCCGCCACACUGGCCAGGGCCACCUUCUAUUGCGGAGAUGCGGAAGGGGCUGAAGCCAUCAUUGUCCAGUCUGUCCUGCCCCGAGUGCGGAAGAACUUCCCCGAGCAGCAUGCGUAUAGUUGGGAAGCAAAGCACCGACACGCGUUCUUCCUCUUCCAACUAGCCAAAAAGGAGACCGGGGCAAAGAAGAGCAUCCACCUGCAGCUUGGCGAGCAGCUGCUGCGUGAAGUCGUGCGGCACAGACAUCGCAUUCUGGGUGAAUCCAACCCGAAGUCGACUCACUCUUUCCAACUCCUCAGAGACAUCCUCAAGGCACAAGGCAGGAUAUUCGAGGCAGAUACACUAUCCGAAUGGUGUGAGCGCCAACAGUCACCAUAUGGGGUUCGUUGA